UCAUUGUGCAACCCUCUGGAAGUUUUGUCCGACAGCCUGUGAAGGCAGCAUGGUUCAUGUGCGAGAGGCAGUUUGUCCUAUCAGCGCCAUUGUGUGUCAGAGUCUCUAACAGCCCGGACUCUUUACCUUUUUUCCGUGUCGCCUGGACUCCGAGUACACCCACAUGAUUCUCUUUCACACUCCGGCGGACCUGAAUCUGACUUAUGUUCAGUAAGGGUGCCAAGCGAAAACUGGACGAGGAUGAAGAGGUGCUGGAAGGCACGACGCUGGAGGCACCGGUGGCGGGAGCAGGAUUAGGCCUGUUUCACGAGGGCCUGUCCAAGGUGUCGUACACGCUUCAGCGGCAGACCAUCUUCAACAUCUCCCUAAUGAAGCUGUACAGCCAGCGGCCACUGAGCGAGCCCAGCCUGGAGCGCCGUGUCCUCAUCAAUAACAUGCUGCGGCGCAUCCAGGAUGAACUGAAACAGGAGGGCUCCUCGCGCCCGUUGCUUCUCCCGCCGUCGCCGCCGCCCGACGACCCGAUGGACGAGGGCUUCCGCGAGGCCCCGCCCUCGUUUGGAGUUUUGUCAGCUGCAGCGACCGCGCAAGUAUCUCCGCCUCUUUUGAUGCCGGUGAUCCUUCCUCCACCUUCACCCCACCCGUCGGUGCCUCCCACCUGUGAAGCUUCCCAGGCCUGCCCGCCCUCUCUUGAUGCCUGCCUCACUCCAGCUUCACUACUGGAGGAGGAUGGUCCUGAAUCAUCCUUCUGCUCUUCAUCUCCACCCACUCCUCCUCUGUCGCCUCCCCCGUCACAAAGUCAGGUGUCUUUGCCUGCCUCGUCCAACGACUCUUUGUCCCCCAUUGUCAGCGACACGGACUUACUUCCCCCAACAGCCAUAAGUAGGCCAGCAGCGGCCAACCCGAUGACAGUAACUACCUCCCUCGCUCCUCCCGCCCACGUAGCAGCCUUGUCCCUUGCACCCACGAGCCCCGCUAAAGACUGCAGAACCACAGGCGCCGAACUUGAAACUGGGGGCCGCAGUGCCGUCAUUCGACCAAUAGACACUCUGCUCACAGCGCCGCCUGUUAGCCCGGGAGACAUUUCCCCCUUUCAUUCCUCCCCUUCCACGCCCUCUGGGUUCCUAUCGGACUUGGCGCUGGACGACGUCCUUUUCGCCGACAUAGACACGUCCAUGUACGAUUUUGACCCCUGCGUUACAGCAGGGGCGGUCGGCGUGACAGCCGGCACUGGCCUAACCAAACUGUCUUCGGUGGUGAUGACGGACGACCUCCUCAAGUCGCUGGCGUCGCCAUACAGUGGCCCCGCCCCCCAGGUUUCAGCCAAUCAGCCUUUCAAAAUUGAUCUGACAGAGUUGGAUCACAUCAUGGAAGUGUUGGUGGGUUCGUGACCUAUUCAAAACUGUUCCAGAGACUGAAAUCAAUCACUUAGAUGGAUUUGGGAUUUUGUUUGCUGUUCCUAAGUUUGUGUUUUUUGAAGUUUGCUAUUGAAAAUGUUAGUUGUCAUGGUAACUAUGACAACUAUGAAUUACUACUACAACACAACACUGAGCAUGGACUGACUCCCUUUCCCAAACAGAAAUGAAAUGAGUGGCAAACAAACAGAUUAGUUUUCAUUUCUAUACGUGUGAGGACCUGUUAUUUGUUUUCCUAAAAGAACCUUAUCCAAUUCCUAAGGUUUAACUGUGACUUAAGCCAUAACGUGUAACAGGUGAGUCCUCAAGCGUGUAGAAAUACUUUACACUAAUUGUGUCUUUCAGCAGAUGAGUGCCUUUCACAAAUAUUACCACUUAUUCGAUUCCUGCUUUUAUUUUUCUCUCUUUCCUAAUAUUUUCUUUUUU
Nerophis lumbriciformis (worm pipefish) is the source of this 1838-nucleotide messenger RNA. RefSeq names its product SERTA domain containing 2b (gene sertad2b). Gene Ontology annotation, cellular component: nucleus. NCBI's taxonomy places the organism in Eukaryota, Metazoa, Chordata, Actinopteri, Syngnathiformes, Syngnathidae. Gene Ontology annotation, molecular function: transcription regulator activity. The record is from RefSeq and is a predicted model, not a curated record.